This is a messenger RNA of Closterium sp. Naga37s-1, 318 nucleotides long. NCBI's taxonomy places the organism in Eukaryota, Viridiplantae, Streptophyta, Zygnematophyceae, Desmidiales, Closteriaceae. The record is from the annotation of a GenBank genome assembly.
AUGCGGACAGGCAGGCGGCGCGGCGCGCUGGCUGGCGGGCGGGCGGCGCGGUGCGCUGGCGUGCGCGCCGGCGUGGCGCGCUGGCGUGCGCACUGGCGUGACGCGCUGGCGGGCGCGCUGGCGUGCGCGCUGGCGGGGCGCGCUGGCGUGCGCGCUGACGUGCGCGCUGGCGGGGCGCGCUGGCGUGCGCGCUGGCGUGACGCGCUGGCGGGCGCGCUGGCGUGCACGCUGGCGGGGCGCGCUGGCUUCUCGUCCGAUGGCAUACCUGUGUGUAUACCAGUCAAGCUGCCCCACCAUCUGCAUGUUGCCGUCAUCUGA